Lolium rigidum is the source of this 1479-nucleotide messenger RNA. RefSeq names its product glucose-6-phosphate/phosphate translocator 2, chloroplastic-like. Gene Ontology annotation, molecular function: antiporter activity; phosphoglycerate transmembrane transporter activity; triose-phosphate transmembrane transporter activity. The record is from RefSeq and is a predicted model, not a curated record. The transcript is spliced from 5 exons. Gene Ontology annotation, biological process: transmembrane transport. Gene Ontology annotation, cellular component: Golgi apparatus; membrane. NCBI's taxonomy places the organism in Eukaryota, Viridiplantae, Streptophyta, Magnoliopsida, Poales, Poaceae. The coding region runs from base 73 to 1224 and encodes 383 amino acids.
ACAAAGGCACAGAACCGCAGCAGGCGCAUACCACAACACCCCAGACAAACCCCACGAAAUCCCGCGGCCAAAAUGCUGGCCGCCGCCGCCUCCGUGAGGCUCUCCCCGGCGUCCGCCACCGCAGCCACCACCAAGCUGACAUUCAAGCCCAUCCACCUCCCUCCCCUCCCCAACGCCGGUCUUCGUCCCCUCUCCCUCUCCGCGCGGCCCCUGUACCGCCAGGAGCCGUUCCUGGCGGCGUCCCGCGACGACCGCGCCGCGUCCAUGGCGCCCCCUGCCGCCACCGCGGACGGCGCACGCCCGGUGGAGACGGCGGCCGCGCCGGAGACCGCGAGGAGCGCCAAGAUUGGGGUCUAUUUCGCGACGUGGUGGGCGCUGAACGUGAUCUUCAACAUCUACAACAAGAAGGUGCUCAACGCGUUCCCGUACCCGUGGCUCACGUCCACGCUCUCCCUGGCCGCCGGCUCCGCCAUCAUGCUCGCGUCCUGGGCCACCAGGAUCGCCGAGGCGCCCCAGACGGACCUCGAUUUCUGGAAGGCCCUGUCUCCGGUGGCGAUUGCGCACACAAUCGGGCACGUGGCGGCGACGGUGAGCAUGGCCAAGGUGGCCGUGUCCUUCACGCACAUCAUCAAGAGCGGGGAGCCGGCGUUCAGCGUGCUCGUCUCCAGGUUCUUCCUCGGCGAGCACUUCCCUGCGUCCGUGUACUUCUCCCUCCUUCCGAUCAUCGGUGGAUGCGCUCUCGCCGCCGUCACCGAGCUCAAUUUCAACAUGACUGGAUUCAUGGGGGCAAUGAUCUCGAACCUGGCGUUCGUGUUCCGGAACAUAUUCUCCAAGAAGGGGAUGAAGGGCAAGUCUGUUAGCGGGAUGAACUACUACGCCUGCCUCUCCAUGCUCUCCCUGGUGAUCCUCCUACCUUUCGCCUUCGCCAUGGAAGGCCCCAAGGUGUGGGCUGCAGGCUGGCAGAAUGCAGUCGCCGAGAUCGGUCCCAACUUCGUCUGGUGGGUGGCUGCACAGAGCGUGUUCUACCACCUGUACAACCAGGUGUCCUACAUGUCUCUUGACGAGAUCUCGCCGCUGACAUUCAGCGUCGGCAACACAAUGAAGCGUAUCUCCGUCAUUGUUGCCUCCAUCAUCAUCUUUCACACGCCGGUGCAGCCCAUCAACGCGCUCGGAGCGGCCAUCGCCAUCCUUGGAACCUUCAUCUACUCCCAGGCAAAACAGUAAUGGGAAGUCGGGAACGGUAUCUCUUUUCGCCGCGAGUCGGCUCGGCAUUGGAACAUGACAUGUUGUUGAGCAUAUCUAAUUAAGAACCCCUUGUAAUAUAUAUUAGGAAUCGGUUUUUUUUGGUUUUCUUCUCUUUGUAGGAUUAUUAGCUGCCAAUGUCUCUGAAUUCUUCGUUUGUUGUUCUAUGACCGUGACGCUGAUGAUGUAGAGAGGUGAAUGAGUCCAUCUAAAUAAAAGUUGUCCGGAAAUUUUGCU